AUGUCUGUCCUCGGUCCGAGGAUCCCAGUGGCCAUCUACUUAUACAGGGAAGACCCAGCCCUUACACUCGAGGCCGCCAAGCGAAGGUCAGCGCCCGUCAUAUUGAAGCGACGUUCUGUCUCAACUAUGAAGGACCUGUUACCGCUGUCACUGCCGAAGACCCGUUGCGGUUCACCUGGCAGUGAACCUGUCGAGGAAGCCAUGAACGUUGACCUGUCCCAAUGUUUCCCUGAGAUUCUCGCAAGAGACCUGGAGAUGUCGAGUGCUGUGUUUGCGGCUAAGAACAUGACGGCCGGCAGUCCCCCGACGGCUCUUGUCUACGAGGAAAAGAACAAGCAACGAACUAUGUCCUGCCCUGGUCGGAUGAUCACAUCGCCCUACCUGACGGCUUCGCUCCGAGUUCAAUCUCUCGGUGCCAUUGAAGAGCGCGAUUCAGUCGUGUCCUUCCUGGAACAUCGAGGCUACGGUACUGAAGGAGCAUCUGACCUAGAUUCACUUCCCGGAACCGACUCAUCCGGCGGGCUCGAAGGGCCCUCAAUUGGCCUUCGCCAGCAAUCUAUCAUUACAACUGCUACGUCUCUCACUUCUGCCAGUGGCAGUGCCCCUUCGCCAAAAGCCCUGGUAUCCGGCAAACCGUCCCGGGAAAAUAGCUGGAUCAUCGACGAGUCCGACGACGACAUUGACAGAGACGAGGAGGAGGAUACUACCAGCGACCGGCCUGUUGCGCUCUCCCCAAGACCACAAACUCCACCCAACCCAGGUUCAGUUUUUGACAACAUGGGGAGCCUCAAGGAGCUGGCCAGAUCAAGGACACCUCGUCACCAGAAGACGGGUUCCACCAACGACACUCCUUCGAGAAAACAUUCAGUGAGAUCGGUCGAAGUUCCUCCGCGAAGAACCUCGCUGGCCUGCACGACGUCCCCAAGCAACUAUUCGAGAUCCCAAUCAUUAUCGCCUAGCCCCGAUUCGAAGUCAGCUUCACGGAGGCGUCGUCGAUCCUUUCAGCCCUCCCGACACACUCACGACUUGAAUGAAGAUGAGACAGACACAUCCACCAGCAACGCACAUCCCCUCGAGCCCCUCACUGAUUUCGAUGUGGACUCAAUUGGCUUUGAUGAAGACAGCAUUUUUGAUGCAGACUUGCAACCGUGGCCUCGACCGAGCACCGUGUACAUUCAGACAACCCCACCACCCUCACCACUGCCGACCGUGCAGGCAUGGCUCGACCGAUCAAACCCUCCUUAUGUUUCCCAAAUACCUGUCGAUGACCUGGCGAAAGCAGUUCCGCUACCGCCCGAUGUCAUGGAGACAUUGAGGGUGUCCAUUGCCUGCUUCCCAGAGACGAUGCUCCUCUCUUCCAGUCUUACUAUCGAGACUAUCCGCUCAUACUCCAAGAAAGUCAGACAUCCAUCGACCGAUAUAUGGAGGGAGUCACUGGGAGACCUCACACCCCAACCCCCGCGGAAGUCUCUCUGGAAGAAGGUGGUCUGGCACAGUCGCGAGUCCAUCUCCACGCGACUGCACCUAACCCCGCCACCCAGCGAGGUUGUUCCUGUGGACGUGACACCAAGCCAGGACGUUUUGGCGUCUCCUAACGCCUGGGCGCCGUUACGGCAUGUCUUUGGCUCAUGUUCGGACUACAUUUGCGACGCCCUCUAUGCACACAUGGUCGCAUACAACUACAUCUCCCGCGUUCCCCGCAGCCAAUCGCUGCCCUUGAACCGAGCCUCAACGGUCAGUUCAAAAAAGUCGCAGAACGAUGACAUCCCCAAGAAGGCGGCGUCCUUGCUGGGCCUCGACAGCCCGCAACUCCCUGGCCCGCCCAACGGCGGCCGGAUCACCAAAAAGUUCAGCUCGCCCCUGACCGCCUGGGGCUUCGGCAAGGACGAGAUGUCCCCCGUUGGUGGGGCGUUGUCGGCAGCACAGGACAACACGACGCGCAACAUUGAGGCUGGCCUGCUGCGGUGUAUCAUGCGGCUGAUUGGCACGGCGCGCAUGAUGGCCGAGGAGGGGGGUGGAGAGGAUCGGCUGAUGGAGGCAGAGCUACAAGAGGCAGACAUGAUUUUCGUCAGGAGCUUGUGCGAGAUUGUGAGGAUUUCUGAGGAGACGGCUUUGUAA
Ilyonectria robusta is the source of this 2118-nucleotide messenger RNA. RefSeq lists its product as uncharacterized. Lineage: Eukaryota; Fungi; Ascomycota; Sordariomycetes; Hypocreales; Nectriaceae. Bases 1 to 2118 code for a protein of 705 amino acids. The record is from RefSeq and is a predicted model, not a curated record. The transcript has a single exon.